This is a messenger RNA of Ctenopharyngodon idella (grass carp), 6104 nucleotides long. RefSeq names its product G protein-coupled receptor 83 (gene gpr83). NCBI's taxonomy places the organism in Eukaryota, Metazoa, Chordata, Actinopteri, Cypriniformes, Xenocyprididae. Gene Ontology annotation, molecular function: neuropeptide Y receptor activity. The transcript has 4 exons. Gene Ontology annotation, biological process: neuropeptide signaling pathway. Gene Ontology annotation, cellular component: membrane. The record is from RefSeq and is a predicted model, not a curated record. The coding region runs from base 221 to 1279 and encodes 352 amino acids.
CGAAGACUGUGAUUAGGAUCAUGCCAGGGGUUGAGAUGCAGCAUCCCUAAUAACCGUGGCUUUCGUCCAAUCCGCUUCAAUUGACGUGCGAGUCUGUGAAGCGGAUUGUUCUGUCCAUUUGGCUUGCAGCAGGCUGACUCAAACACUAACUGUGUCCAAAAGUGGAACAGAACUGCGCUUUGGUGUUUUUGACACUGCACCUGCUACGGAUAAUCUCGUUAUGAUGACAUUCAGAAACACCUCCUUGGAUUUAUUCUCGCAGUUUUAUAUCUUGCAGAAUUUAUCCACGUUUUUUAAUUUCUCUUUGGACGCGAUGUACGACAGAGGAGCGAAUUACGAGUCUGAAUCCCACAGACCGACCAUCAGAGCGCUGCUCAUCGUCGCAUAUUCCGUUAUUAUAGUCAUCUCGCUUUUCGGAAACGUGGUGGUUUGUCACGUUGUUAUUAAGAAUAAAAGAAUGCACUCAGUGACAAGUUUGUUCAUCAUGAAUUUAGCCAUUGCUGACAUCCUUAUAACUCUCCUCAACACGCCUUUUACACUGGUUCGAUUUGUUUACAGUACCUGGGUGUUUGGGAAGGUGAUGUGCCAUGUGAGCCGCUUUGCACAGUAUUGUUCUGUCCAUGUCUCGGUUCUUACACUGGUUGCCAUUGCCAUUGAUAGACACCAGGUGGUUAUGCAUCCAAUGAAACAGCGGAUGUCUCGACUUCAGGGUGUAGCCUGGAUUGGUGUCAUCUGGGUGAUGGGGUCCUGCUUCUCUCUACCUCAUGCCAUCUACCAGAAACUGCUGCGCUUUGAAUUUGUCAAUAACAGAGUACGGAUGGUAUGUCUGCCCAGCUUCCCUCAUCCCUCCGAUCUCUUCUGGAAAUAUCUGGAUCUUGCCACCUUUGUCCUCCUCUACGUAUUGCCUUUAGCGAUUAUCUCCUUAUCAUACCUCGUGGUGGCAAAGAAGGUUUGGUUCCGGAAUGCCGUCGGUGAUGUCACACUGGCUCAAUCGGCCGCUCAUCGCAGAAGGAAGAAGACAACUUUGAAAAUGCUGAUCGCAGUGGUGGCUGUGUUUGCAGUCUGCUGGUUUCCUCUGAACUGUUACGUUGUGCUGCUGUCAAGUAAAAUGAUCCAGGCUAAUAAUGCCCUGUAUUUUACUUUCCACUGGCUGGCCAUGAGCUCUACCUGCUACAACCCCUUUAUAUACUGUUGGCUCAAUCACAGCUUCCGUGCAGAACUCAGAGCCCUGCCUUUAAUUGGCCGUAUAGCCAAGGGCAAUGCCAUCCAGCAAUCCUAAGGAAGAAGCCAAGAUUUUGCCAUUCUUUUUUCUCUUUUAGAAUUCCGUUGGUUUUAUAAACACAUAUUUGCAUAUGAAGGCACUGUAACAGUUUAUCCCUCUCAUUUCCCAUUCUAGUGAUGCGGUUUCUCAUUUUUAUCCCACCCAUGGCUAUCAUUUAGUCCUCUUCCACCUUAGUGAAAGUGACAACUAAACCCAUCUCCUUUGAAAAAACACUAUGUUGCAUAGAAGAGAUGACAUAAAUACAGGAGUUACAAGAUGUUAUAUAGAAACUUUGUUCUAUUUUUCGAGAACAAAAAAGUUUCUCUAAUGGCAAGAAAAUCAAAUACACUCCAUAGUAGACAAAUCUGAACAAAUUAAAAAACAUUGACAUCAUACACUUCCUGAAAAACUGGGCAUCAUAAACAACUGAGGAUCACACACUUCUAGUCUCUCACACAGAAACAUGCUUCGCUGACAAAUAAAAAUAAUGUGUUCUAAAACUGGCUCAAAAUAUCAAACUUGUUUGAUCUACUAAUGGAUGGGAUCGUAGUCUGAAGCAAAAAAAAAAAAAAAAAAAAUUCAGAGUUUGUGCCCAUCAUAUACUUUGCGAUUUUCUGUGAAACUCCAGCUGCCCAAAAUCUGCAGAUUGUCUCUGACUUCUGUCUACAGGCAUCGAAAGUCAUGUAGUGUAUUUCGACCUUUGGUAAGUGGCUUUUUAAUAGCACCACAUCACAAACACAAUUACAUAAAAGCGAGCAAAAGGUUUAUUUUGGUUUUAAGUUGGAAAUAACUGAAUGAGAUUAUUAGGCUAAUUUAUGCUAUACUUAACUGUAACAACUAUUAUGUAAUUAUAAUUACAUUUUUACAGUUUCUCUUGCACUGCAAUAAUUUCAUAUCAGGGUCUUAUUUAUUUGUUUUAUGUAUGUGUUUUUUUUUGUUUUUUUUUAAUCACAGCCAUAUUUAAUUCACUUAUCUCCAUGCAUGAGUAAUUCUCAGGCAGCACUGUAUUACAUGUAUGGACAUUGCUACAAUCUAUGAAUUAAAUUUACAGUAUUCUCAGAUAUUAAUGGUGUAAAAUAUAGGUGAAGUAAAAUGAAUUGCAGUUUCAUGCAAUUUUAGCCCUCUAAAUAUGUUCUUUUUGACAUUCUGGGCAUUUCAGAGAAUGGCUGUUAAUAGUGAUUUAUUGGGGGAUGUUAUAGAGAAGAAUGUUAUAUUCAUAUGUUCAUAUGAUGUAUUAUAGAUACACAGCUAAAAUGCUUGUGGUGUUAUUUUUAACAGCUAUACGCUCUCUUCUGGGGCAAACAAUCUGACCUUAAAAUAAAUUACUUUUUUUAUAUAUAUAUAUAUAUAUAUAUAUAUAUAUAUAUAUAUAUACAUAAUGCUACCUGUGUUAGUAUUGAUUAUACAAAUUAGGGUGGCCAAGUCUCAGGGUUGAGCUUUCAUUCACACCUUGCUGAAUUAUUCUUACGCCAUUAAGUAUGUAUGAACUGAGCUCCCACACAUUGCUCUUGCAGUAAGCAUGAAUAACUGUUGCAGUUUAAAGGGGGGGUAUCACACACAGUUUCUGGCAAUCUCAUGUUAAUCGUAAGUACCUAUAGAGUAGUAGUGCAUCCUUCAUAUCUCCAAAAAGUCUUUAGUUUUAUCAUAUUUAUAAAGGAUACAUACGCUGUACCGAGACUUUCCGAAAACAGCCGAGCGACUGGAGGCGUGCUGUGUGAGCGGAGCUAAAGAGCGAAAAGCACACGCAGCUUUUGCGUAGCGAUCGUCUGCAAGCUAUCAAUGGUCAGCUAAACAAAUGUAUUUAAACACACACAAUGCACCAUCGCAUUAUCCCUGAAUAACUUUUGAAUCACUAUAAUGAAUAUAGCGUAUAGUGAAUGUUGAAUAAUGAAUUUAUGAAUUCACUACGUUUGUGUUGUUUACAUUAUAUGCACUUAGGCGCCUAUUGCCAACAAAACAGACGUUUGAAGCAGUUUUACUCACCACCUGCGGUUCCGACUCAUGACCGGGAUCAUUAUCGCUGUGACCGCUCCAUCUUUUAGUUUCAAACGAUCUAUAAAUCCAGCGUAGAAUUGGGCCUUGUUUAUGAAACCUUGUUUAUGAGUGGCUGCUCGAUCCUGAGGGCUCGAGCAGCCAUGGAAAAACACAAAUAUUCUCCAUUCAUUUUAACCAAUAAAAAAGUGAUUGCAACUACCAGUUUCUAUGGUUAAUUUAAUAACAAAUAUCGAGAGCGCAUCAAUGUAAUGCGUGAGCACAAAACUCUCAGCUCCACUUAACACUGGGUUCUUUAGGAAGCAAGGUUAUCUUUCCCUCACAACCAAAAACACACUUCUUUGGUGACAUUUUUGAUUUCGUGAAGUCCUGUGACCUGUGCAGCGCUGCCAACGACUUCCGUAAACCCGAACGCGUGUUGAUGGGCGUGCUUUUGCUCUCUUGCUCUGGUCGACGUGUGUGCACGCGCUCUUCCGGGAGAAGUGCCCGUACAAGAAAUUCCGACCUUUAUGAUGUCACACAGGCCCAUACUCGAAAAAAUGACCGCAAAGCUUGUGAGGAUUUGGAAGAAUUUUUGGCACAGAAAUACUCCAUCAUACGUCCAACUCGUGUUUUGAAACUUUGGCCAUGUUUAGCAUGAGAAUGCAACUCUUAAACAGUGUAAAUACUGUAAGUCAGAAUACAUGAAAUAGCAUUAUACCCCCCCUUUAAUGUGUCCAGUUUGACCAGUAGCCUUUAUCUGACAGUGUUAAUUAUUGUCAGUAUUUUUUGCAGAUUAUGACAUGCAAUGGACCAAGUCUUAAAACUGUGCAAAAACACUUUCUGAGGCUUUUCUUAUGUGCAUAUGCAAAGAAUAAAACAAUCCUUAGUGAACAAAACCUAUAAAUUAAAUAUUGUUUAUCUUCUCGGAUCUGACGUUAGGCUUAUUGUAAUUCAAUUCAACUACAAUAACGGAGGUGGUAAUUAGAAGGUAAAUGGAUCGAUUACUGCAGAUAUUGUGCCCUUGAGCAUGGUACUUAACCCAGUGGCUGCUCCAGUUGCUCCUAUGGUGCAUUUCGUAAAAGCUUUGUUUGCCAACUAUGGUCUCAAGUUCCGUCGUUACCAACAUAGUUCAACAAUUUGGCGUUUCCCAAAACCAUACUUCCAACAAACAUUUGCAAACAGCGUCGUAAACUAAUGUGGUUGGAACUACAGCUCUCAAGCUGUUUUUAGAAGCAUAGUUAAAUGACAUGUGGACUUAGAUCUGUGGAAUAGAUCAUGCUCUUGGGCAAAAUAAGAGUUACAAUCACUGAGUUACAUUGUAUGGGAAAUGCACCCCUGUGAAGUUUGAAUUACAAGUCUAUGUAAAAUUUCCACAUGCUUACUAACAGCAGGGGUGGCCAUGGGGCAACAUCUAAAAAAUGACUAUACUUGCUUUUUUUUCUAACAACACUACAUCUUGGGUAAAAUGGGGGAAAUUAUUUGCACAGGACAUGGUGUAAUAGGACUGUAGGAAGUACAACCUAAUAAUAAACCUGCCAGAAGGGUAGUUUUUCAUCACUACUUUUCUUAAAGGAUGUAUUGACUUUUGUAUUUGUUAUGGCGCUAUUUAACAGUUGUAGGACCUUCCUUUAUCACAGUUUUAAAAAUGCAAUUUUUGAGCAUUGUGCGUAACAUCAGUUUGUCAGUUUCUGUUCUUUGUAAAAGAUCUUAAAAAUUUCUUCUUAAAAUCCCCAAAUAUUUGAAAUUUAACAUCAGCAACAGCAGGACCAAUUAUGUGAUGCCAUAGCAAACAAUACCAUGAUUUCAGUGUUCACUGAGUCCAUGUUUUUUUUUUUAAUAAAAUACAAGAAUAAGAUUAAAAGAACUAAUCAGCUAUUGAUAAAGUAAAAAAAAAAAAAAAAAAAAAAAAACUGCAAUUAACUUAGCUUCUCUGAGAUAAUAUACAUAAGCAGUACAUGUUUUGGUCCCACUUUAUAUUAGGUGGCCUUAACUACUAUGUACUUGCAAUGUACUUAUUGUGUUCAUAUUAUAUUGCAAAACACUUUUGCUGCUAUUGAGGUGGUAUACCGGGACAGGAUUUGGUGGUAUGGGUAGGUUUAAGGGUGGGUUAAGGUGUAAUGGAUGGGUCAACAGUGUAAUUAUAAAUGUAAUUACAGAAAAUAAUUACAGAUGUAAUUACAUGUAUGUAUUUUUUUUAAAUAUAAGUACAAUGUAAAAACAUGUAUGUACACAAUAAGUGCAUUGUAUCAAAUGAUUAAUUUAAAUGCAAGUACAUAGUAAUUAAGGCCACCAAAUAUAAUGUGGGACCCAUGUUUUAAAUAUCUUUAAAUAUCUUUGAGCAACAUGCUAACAUCCAAAUGGACAUUUAAUCAGACAUUUUAUGACCUCAUCCAUAUACAAAGAAUGGCAAAGAUGGCAUGAUAGGGAAAACAUUACAGUUUAGUUGGAUGGUGGGAUGAAUUUAAAAUGUUAGGAUUGUGAGUAAAAAGUGCAUGAGUAGUAAAUGUGACUCUUAAACGUUUUUUUUUUUAGAUGCUGAUGCUGUGCCCUGCAUAGACAAAAUGUAACAAAACAGCGUCCACAUGCUUUUAUCUAUUGAUCCAUCAGUCAAAUCUAAAAAUACACCAAAAGCACAUUUAGUCCAUAGAGAGCUUUGUCAAGACAAGACAUCACGCCAUUUGUCUGUCCAAACUGAGCUAACGGUGACUGUUAUAUUGAAUAUAGGAUACUCUUGCCCAGUGGGUGGGUAUUUACUUUGAACUACUGCAAAAAGAGUACUUUACACAUAUCAUUAAAUCCAGCCACAAAAGAACUGAAUAUAUUGUUGCAUAGUUAUUUUGAUGCAUUAAAUUCCUAUGUUGCUAUUUGA